Sebastes umbrosus (honeycomb rockfish) is the source of this 2588-nucleotide messenger RNA. Its product is annotated as profilin-2-like. Lineage: Eukaryota; Metazoa; Chordata; Actinopteri; Perciformes; Sebastidae. Gene Ontology annotation, biological process: regulation of actin filament polymerization; positive regulation of actin filament bundle assembly; actin cytoskeleton organization. The record is from RefSeq and is a predicted model, not a curated record. Gene Ontology annotation, molecular function: actin binding. The transcript is spliced from 3 exons. The coding region runs from base 260 to 679 and encodes 139 amino acids. Gene Ontology annotation, cellular component: cytoplasm.
CGGAGUGAUUUAGGGAGGACUACACCCAAGCGCCUGUCCGAUCGCAGCGACUCCUCUCUCUGUUGCCUGUAGACCAGAAGAAAGCCGGGACGUGACGGAGUCGGGGGGGUUCUUGCUUGCUGGAGGCCCACGUUAAACCACCGAUAAAUACAGCUUCUUCUUCGUCAGCUCAAGACACGUUUUGUGAUCUAACUUGACCCCCUCUACGUAUAUUUUUUUGUCCAUCUUAUUAGAGAACUCAAUUUUCACAGAAACAAACAUGUCCUGGCAAACCUACGUGGACAACCUGAUGGCUGAUGGCAGCUGCCAGGACGCGGCCAUUGUUGGGUACACGGACGCCAAAUACGUCUGGGCAUCGUUUGUCGGCGGUACCUUUGCCAACAUGACGCCUGAAGAAAUCGACAUAUUGGUAGGAAAGGAGCGUGAGGUAUUCUUCACGGGUGGGAUGACCUUAGGCAAUAAAAAGUGCUCCGUAAUCAGAGACAGCCUUCUAAUUGACAGCGACUGGACAAUGGACAUCCGGACAAAGACUUCAGGAGGAGAGCCAACAUACAACAUAUCUGUAGGCAGAGCCGCCAAAGCAUUGGUUGUUGUCAUGGGGAAGGAAGGUAUCCAUGGAGGGCAGCUCAACAAGAAAGCAUUUCAAAUGGCUGAAUACCUGAGGAAGUCCGGAUACUAAAGCAGCCUGUACCCAGCCACCUAGCAGCCCACCCUUACCACCCUGUUGCAUUUCACACUACUUCCAGUCCUAGUUGCUAGUUACUUUGUUUUUUUUUCUUUUUCUGCCUUCUCUCCUCCCCAUUUGUUAUCCCAUAUUUUGUUAUCCUCUCUCCCUUCCACACACUUGUGCUGUGUACUCUUACCCCCUUUUAAGCACUAUAAGUUGAUCCAUAGCAAAGAUGAGCAUGUUGCUAACAGGAUGUCAUGACAAAUCUGUAAUUAACCAGCAAAAUUCUGGCCAAAACACUAAAGACAAUAAAAGCUAUAGCGUCAAUUUGAAGUAGAUAUUUCUGUCUUUUCUCUCUUAUCAUGGUGCCCAUUUACUUAAUCCCUCCCAAACCCGAUCAUCAUACACACCCCGUCCCCGAGCAGCCGAUGACUUUGGAGCACUUGAGCGGUAACUGAGCUCGUCACGUCUUCCUGUUUAAUUUCCCCCCGUCAUGUCCGGGAGUGGAGACUGUUCACAUGUCGGUCCACUGUCGUUUCCCUCUCUUCCCACCGCUGUCCCCCCCCCCCCCCUCUCUACACUCCCUCCUGCCAAAAAAAUGUUUAGUUCCUCCCCUUUCCCCGUUUCCACAUCCUGUUUGCUCAAUGCAGGCGACACUACAAACCUCACAGCAGACUCAUCUUCAUCAAACACCAACCAACCAGUCCCCUAACCCCCUCUCCUCCUUUCAGAUCCACUGCUCUGUCCUGAAUACAUUUUUAUAAAAGGGGGGGGGGGGAAGCGUGUGUGGGCGGUGCUAAUAUCGGCUCCGUUGACUAUCAUGAGCUGGAUGUGCGAGCGUUGGUGUCAUCCAGAUGCUGGUAGCCUCUCCUCCCGUCAUCACGACCUCCUCCCCGACGACACCAACACCCCCAUGGACAUUCCACAGUAACAAUGGCUCAGGCACUUACUACUGUUUUGUUUGCCAGCUCCUGUAAUAUAUUUUCUUUCUUCUUUUUUUUUUUUGGAAGGCUGCCAUUUUUGGACAGUAGAUAUCCCAGCAUAUAACCAUCUGGAGCGUGUCCAGUUUUAAUUUUUUUUUUCUUUUUUUAUAGGACCAAGUGUAGUCAAAGCUCGGGUGUUUAUACAAUUGCUCUAAACCAUAUGAAUGAUGACUGCUAACUUUUUUCUGAUGAAGGAAACACUAACCAGAUAGUAAUACUUACCAUGGUUAAGACAUAUGAAGGACAGGGGAGGUAAGGGUGGGAGUAUCUGAAGACAAUUCUCACUACAUUGUUACACUACCUUUUUUUUUUCUUUAUUGUUAAAAAAACAAACAACUGCAUUUGUACAAACCCAUGCUGUGUUGACAACUACAAAACUGUGGAAUAAAUUGCCUUUUACUCUAUAGUCAGCUGAGCUCUGGGGUAUCACACGGUUUGUCCGCGUUCAGUACUGCUAACUGUAACGUCCAACUGACAAAAAAAAACAAAAAACACUUUUCAAAAGUAGAAACGACACUCGACGGGAGAUGGGAUUGGUUGGAACAAAGAUGCUUAUGGUUGUCUUGUUGAAAUUUAACUGCAGAACCUGUGUAUCCUGUGCCAUAAUAUAGAGAGAUCUGUUGCUGUUGUAAGAUGGAUUUUACCCACUGUCCACUAAAGAGUCAUUUCAUUGGCACUUUUUCCUUUCUUUUCUUUUCUUUUUUUUUUUUUUUUUUUUUAAAAGCUUCAGCUCCACUGUUUAGGCCUUGUGGGAUAUGUGUACUCAUAAAAAAAACAACUGUUUCAAGUCCUAUUUGCUGAUUUAUGUUCAUUUCCUUUUUCCUCACCACUUUUGUUUCUUUAAUGCAUCUGAUUUCAUAUGCAUAAAACCAAGAAAUGCCAUAAAUUGAUUUAUCACCUUGUUUACAGACAGAUCAAAUAAAUUUAUUCCAACCAGA